CCCCUCCGGGACAGUCAGGCUAAGAAAUUCAAAUGUUUGGGACAGCCUGACCCUCAGGCUGAAAGAAUCCACGAGAAGCAAUUUACCUUGGCGCGGGCCUGCUGUGGAGCAGAGGACACUAAGAUGGAUCCCUUACCCCCCACACUGACUGGACAUUCUCCACGGAAUGAGGCAGACACACAUCAAACCCGUGAUCUAAAGCACCUACGAGCCAAGCGUGUGGCUUACUAUAAAAGCAUUGGACUCAUCAAGGCUGAUUCUUCCAAAGUUGACAGCCAACCAGUGUCCACAGCUUCCCGAAACACCAAAGGGAAACCUUCAGAAAAUCAGACCUUCAAGCUGAGAGGCCUGCAGAAAUCACCUCGCUAUUCAGCAAGUGGAAAGGAAACUUUGCUCCUUGAAGAGUCCCAAGUGGUUCCCGGAGAAGCAGAGCAGGACCUGGGCCAGAGGGCCAGUGAGGGGUACAGGAGAAGGAGCUGCCCAGAGGAAUUGGAUCUCCAGAUGUUGGCUGAUUCCUCAGUCCCCGAGACUCAGAAACUGCAGCAUGUUAUAAAUUGGGCCCAGAAGUUCUUAUCCAACUCUCAGGAAGAGCAGGGGUUGAAGAGUCCCAAAACUUCUUUGGGUCUCCUUCACUCUAACCUUUGCCAAACUGUAAAAGCUGUAGGAAAUCAGAAAGAUGUCCAUCUGAGGUCAUCUGAUUCUCCAUCCUUACUCAGAGGAAGCCAGGCCAGUCCACAAAUAAACCUUCAGAGCUUCUCAUUAAGCCCCUCAAAGAACUUGUCAGAAAUGGGCUUGUCUCCAGAAUUUUCAGGUUCCUUUCUGAAGGCGGAUUUUCCUGGCAAUCAAUCUCGUGGGUGUCAAGAAACUACAGUUAAGAAUGAGAGGGAAGGAAGAGCUACUGUGUCCCCUGCUGAUAGUUCUAAGCAGGCAGAGUCUGCUCAACAAAAGUGUGAUCGAGCAGGAAAUAGACGGAUUCAGAACCCAAAUGAGGAAGACACGUUUCCCGAGAGGCUGAGGAUUCAGACACAGCUCAGAGACACUUCUGAAGAAAGGAAGGUUUUAGAAGAAACUGGACAGAGCCCACCCAGAAAUAGUUACUUCUGGGCACCACUGAGUGACAGCUCAGAGGAAGAAUGUUUUGAUGAAUCUGGGGAUAGUAAGGGGACUUUUAGAAGGGGAGUGCAAGGUAGAAAGUGUGAAGAGUUUGUAGGAAUUGCAUUCUCUUCCACAAGUGUUAACACAAGAGUGUCACAAGCCACAAUGCUAGAAAGUGGUGACUUCUCCCCUGGGGACACACCCCUGGAGGCUGCCAUGAGGGGAAAUUUCAGAGAAGCAGUGUCUAUAGGGACACCCAAGGGUGUUCUAGAGGAGUUCAAGAUAGAUAGCUCCAGAGGCCACCACCAUGUUGCAGUCCCCAUUCAGAGAUUGCCCAGGGUUCAACUUUUGUCCCCCUGUGACAGCUCUAAAGGAAGGGGAAAGGAAUCAGACAAUAUAAGGUCCACUUUGGGGUCCCCCCACUCUGAUAUUAACAGUAGAAAUGAAUGGAAAUAUGGCACUGUGGAGAGAGAAGGGGAGUCUAUUUUGAGAGUACCAAGAGGCAGCCAGAACAACCACAUGCAGAGAUCGAUUAAAGGUAGCUCUCCUGGCAUAACUCAGAGGCUGUUGGAUCUAACACAGCCUGAAAGUUGCCCAGCCCCUCAAAUUGCCAGCGUCUUCCUGAAUUUGUCAGAGGACCCUCUGGAGAACAUUUCAGUUUGCAAAUGUUCAGAGUCUGGUGUCUCCCUUGAACCCACUGCAGAUUCACACAGCACUUGGUUCAGCCAGUUGCCACCACCUUGGGCAGACAGCCCAUCGGUACAGCCACCCCGAGUGGUCACCAAGGACAUGACUCAAGAGCAAAAGGAAAAGAUGGCGCCUUCAAGUCACCCUAUUUCCAAAGGCAUUUCCAAAAAUGGUCUGAAGAGCUCCUUCUUGCUCCAGGAUGUUGGUGAUGGUCCUUCCUGGAGUGUAUUGGAGACUUAUUUCUAUUAUUUGCAUAUGCUGAACAAGAUCAGGGGUCACUCUUCAGAAGAGGAAAACUUCUCUUUGCCUGUCUGGAGAUCUGGGCUCUCUGAAUCAGGGUUGAAGAUAACUCCUCUAGAAGGGAAAGACAGGUUCAAAGGAGCCAGCCUGGAGAGGGACACCAAGGAAUGGAAAGAUGGGAGGGAAAACAAUGUAGAUGUGGAGCAGGAGGGAAACAGCCAUCCCCAAGGACAAGGCUGUGCAGAAGAGGCAGCUCUGCAAGACACCAGCUUUUGGAAACCUCAAAGCAACUAUGGGAAGUUAUAUUCUGCUAUACCCAGAAUUACCGGCUAUGGGGGAUGCUGGGAAAUGUCUGAUGCUGUGUGCUCAUCUCAUGUAUGCGGAGAUAUGAAGCUAAGCUAAACCAACUUGAAAGGUGAAAUCACUGCCCUCCCC
Choloepus didactylus (southern two-toed sloth) is the source of this 2457-nucleotide messenger RNA. RefSeq lists its product as uncharacterized. The coding region runs from base 124 to 2424 and encodes 766 amino acids. The record is from RefSeq and is a predicted model, not a curated record. The transcript has 5 exons. Lineage: Eukaryota; Metazoa; Chordata; Mammalia; Pilosa; Megalonychidae.